Molecule: messenger RNA, 441 nt
Organism: Penicillium samsonianum
Lineage: Eukaryota; Fungi; Ascomycota; Eurotiomycetes; Eurotiales; Aspergillaceae
Exons: 1
Coding region: 1-441 (146 amino acids)
Source: RefSeq, a predicted model, not a curated record
AUGCCUAGUCAAGGAUCAAUCCAUUACGGCCACUGUGAGCUCUACGUUCAAAUUUGCUACCCGGGGGAUGACGGUGCCAUCCAUUGGAUGAUCGUUAUGAAGUAUACAGGUGCUGACCGUGGCACCCGGCUCCACAGCAUUGGCUACAAGGGUCAUCGUACAUUGGCUAUAGAACCUGGCAAAAGAUUUGAUAGCCAGUCAGUCGAACACACACACUAUCUCGGUAGAAUUCAUGAAGCCGAUAGUGGUAUUGUCAUACAAGAGGCUGAAAAGAUUCCACUACAGAGCUGCCAACUAUGGGCUUGUUACCUGUUGCUUAGACUUGAGCGCAAGAGACGGCUCCCAAAGGGGACCUACGACCAUUAUAUGAACUGUUACAGGCAUAGACGUGAUGAAGAUUAUGGACCUGGUGAUGAUCAAUGCCCGGUUCAUGGACAUUAG